CCUGGAUGUAGCUAGCUAACGUUAUUAACCUUACUGCUCGUAUGAACGAAGCUUAAUAGAGAAUGUUACUUAGUGAGGAGGAUGAUGAAAUCAGACUAUUGAUGUUUGUUCGGCCUAAGCAUAACUGGAUGAGGUGGAAACAAGACAAUGUACUGGACUGCGUUUUCUUUAGCUCAUAUUAGCUAAUAUAGCGAGCUAGAUGCGUUAGCUCGGCAGCUAACGUUCCUUAAGGUGGCUGUAUUAGCUCGCAAAAACUUCGCUGCUGUGUUAUCAGCGUUCCCAAAAUAGCUUUGAAGACAGCUAGCUAGAAGAGUGUGUGUUUUCGUUCGCUAUUGAUCAUGAUAAAUGCACAAACGAUAUGUCUAGUUAACCCAAUGUUCAAAUGUCUGUUGCUUCGCGAGAUACGUGUGUACGUGGUAGGAAAUUGGACUUUCUAGACAAACUAAGGCGGUGGCUUGUUGCUGGUGAUUAGCCCGCUUCCUUGUUAGAAGCUAGCUACGUCCGUAAAAUUAGCUAGCGAACGUUACAAAUUUUAAAUAAUCUGGUCCGUUAUUGGUAGAUUAACCCACUGAAGUCAGGAUUUUAGUGUAUUUAUUCCAUCUAGCUACGCCGAACAGUAACAUUUCUCCUUCAUUCCUACUUGUCGGUCCUCUAUCCCUGUUUUGGGGGCAAGUAGUUUUCUUGGGAAACGUUAACGUUAGUCAAGAUACCUUGCCUUGCUAAUCUUUAUCUGGCUAGUUAGUUAAAUGAUCGUUAAAAAUGGUGAACAUUUUCUGUAUUGCUGUAAAUGUGGGGUUUGGCCACAAUUAUGUCUAAUCACUCGCUAGUAUUAUUUCGAGGUCCUAUUAUUGCUACGGGCGAAGUUUAAACGACGUUAACUUGAACAGUUUAUGAUGGUUUAUGCAACAUUCACGGGUCCUUCGUAUUCCCUCCAUCAGAUUUAGUGUCAUCAUUCCUACGUCAUGCGAACGCACCGGUCAUUCCGAAACACAGGCAGGAACAUCUUUUCCAUGAUUGAAGUUACUCACAUACAACACUUGUAUGUAUGCAUACAAAAUGUAAUAAUUACACUAGGUUGAUUCCAAAAAAUUCUACCCACAUUAGUACAUGUAAAUUGGCCCUGUUAUUUUCCCUUCUUCAGAUGGUGUCAUAUCCCCAAACAUCUAAGCAAAUGUACAAAGAAAGCCAAAUGGCUCAGAUACACACAGAUUUUGUAGUGCAAUUUUGGUUUCACUAUAUUGAAAUUACAGUGGUGUUUAUACAUUUCAGGGCAUCAUAGGUGUUUGCAGUUGCUCAGGUGUGUUUAAUUGCCUUCUUAAUGCAGGUAUAAGAAAGCUCUUAUCUUAAUCUUUCCUAAUCUUUCCUGUAGUCUUCCAGUCAUCUUUGGAAAGUAUUAUUGCUGAAGCCAUUAUGAGACUGAGAAUAAAAUGGUUAGAGACAUUGGCCAAACCUUAGGCAUACCAAAAUCAAGAAUUUAAAACAUAAUUAAGAAGAAAGGGAGCACCAAGGAAGACCUCUCAGGGGCGACAUGGCUCAGGCAGUAAGAGCAGUCGUCUGGCAGUAGGAGGGUUGCCGGUUCGAUCCCCCACCGGGCUGUGUCGAAGUGUCCCUGAGCAAGACACCUAACCCCUAAAUGCUCCUGACAAGCUGGUCGGUGCCUUGCAUGGCAGCCAAUCGCUGUUGGUGUGUGAGUGUGUGUAUGAAUGGGUGAAUGAGAAGGAUCAAUUGUACAGCGCUUUGGAUAAAGGCACUAUAUAAAUGCCAACCAUUUACCAUUUACCAUGAAUAAUUCUCUCCAUAAUAAAGAAAAAUCCCCUAACACCUAUCUGUCAGGUCACUCUUCAGGAGUCAGGUGUGGAUUUGUCAGUGACCACUGUCCACAGAAGACAUCAAGAACAUAUACAGAGGCUACACUGCCAAACCACUGGUUAGCCACAAAAACAGGAUGGCCAGGUUACAGUUUGCUUAAAAGAAGCACCACAAACCUCCCUAUCUUUAAGCUGAAGGACUCUUGUGUGCGAAGAAGAUACAGCGAUUUCGAAUGGCUAAAGAAUGAGUUGGAGAGGGACAGUAAGAUUGUAGUCCCUCCCCUGCCUGGGAAGGCACUGAAGAGGCAGCUGCCCUUCCGGGCAGAUGAGGGAAUCUUUGACGAUUCCUUCAUAGAGGAGCGACGGGUAGGCUUGGAGCAGUUCAUCAACAGAAUCGCAGGGCACCCCUUGGCCCAGAAUGAGCGUUGUCUGCACAUGUUCCUGCAAGAUGAGAGUAUCGACCGGAAUUACAUCCCUGGAAAAGUACGGCAAUAGGAGCACGGGCUGGAGGUGGUGUUGGGUUGGGGGUGGGGUCAUAGGAGAAGGGACGCACUACAUCUUUGUUUUUUUUUUUGUUUUUUUGCUUUCACCCUAACCAUCAUUAGAUGCAGAAAUGACAUGAACAUUUAUUUUUUACAGUGCGCCCGUCUGUCUGUCUGUGCUACACUUCACUUUAAUUGUUUUACAAUUCAUGUGCUUGUCUGGAUCACUCUGUCACCUGCUUACACACUUGUACUUUCUGUAUAUGUGUUCAUGUCAAAUGAGAGCUUUUAUAAAUAUAUUCAAAUAAAAAGAGAAGGGGAUGCAUGAUUGGUUGUGAUGCCACAUAAACCAGACUGCACCCUGGAAAGAUGCCUGUUCAUGUGUAAUUGGUUACUUUUUCUGAAUACACUUUCCCUCCUUUUUAGGUAUGAAUAAAGUAAGUUUAUUGAUGUUUUA
Molecule: messenger RNA, 2747 nt
Organism: Conger conger (European conger)
Lineage: Eukaryota; Metazoa; Chordata; Actinopteri; Anguilliformes; Congridae
Product: sorting nexin-12-like
Exons: 4
Coding region: 1782-2303 (173 amino acids)
Biological process (GO): endocytic recycling; late endosome to Golgi transport
Cellular component (GO): early endosome membrane; retromer complex
Molecular function (GO): phosphatidylinositol-3-phosphate binding
Source: RefSeq, a predicted model, not a curated record